CACCAAUUUGUAGUUCAUUCCGUGGCAUUUGAUUUGAAUUGAUGGAAGAAGACAAUGUCCUGACCUUCAAAACCGAGACGAUUCAGAAUGUCUGUAAAGCGCAGUGGAAGGAUUCUGGUACCAAGGCCAACAAGGACGCUAUCCAACUCUCAACUGAGCUCUUGCGUAUUUUUACGGUCGAGGCCGUGCACCGCGCAGUAGACGAAGCGAACAAGGACGCUGGCGGUGGAUCACAAACGCUUCAAGUAGAGCACUUGGAAAAGAUCCUUCCACAACUAAUGCUCGAUUUCUAAACUGUUUUCUCUCUAUGUAUAAUAAAAAUAAGCUUCUUUUUUCCAUGAUUUUUCAGCGG
Molecule: messenger RNA, 352 nt
Organism: Umbelopsis ramanniana AG
Lineage: Eukaryota; Fungi; Mucoromycota; Umbelopsidomycetes; Umbelopsidales; Umbelopsidaceae
Exons: 3
Coding region: 42-293 (83 amino acids)
Biological process (GO): kinetochore assembly; DNA repair; resolution of meiotic recombination intermediates
Cellular component (GO): Fanconi anaemia nuclear complex; FANCM-MHF complex
Source: RefSeq, a predicted model, not a curated record